GAGUCGGUCGGCACGUGACCUUGUCGGGCAGGGUGGCCAGGUAUAGUGACAGCAUCUGCUUGUGCUAGAAGUAAGAAUGUGGAAUGCCAGGCAGGGUUCCCAGUGCACUUGAUAAGAGAUUGAAUCAGACCCUCUAUCGCUUUAUGUUUCCUCGACAUCGGAACUCAAACAAACACCAAAGCCCCGAGCAAGUGGAGCAACGCUCUACAGCAUAACAAAAACCAAAGAGAUCUCAAUAGCAAUCAAAGAAGUCCAUGAUGACCGACGAAGAAUCCCAACCCCCAACGGAGCUCUUCGCCAUCCCCGAACCAACCGUGACCUUCCUCCCGGAGACCGACCCCGCCCACCCGACGGUCCUCCUGGAACCCUACCACGUCGACCUCCUCCCGGAAUACGACUACAUCAGCCAGGAGUACCUGAUCUCGGGCGCCGCGCAGGGCCACUCGUACUGCACGCGCCUGCUGCUCCGACGGCCCGCAGACCCCGCCCGGUUCUCGGGGUUCGUGGUCGCCGAGCCCUCGCACCUGUGGGGCGGGACGAGUAUCUGGCGGCAUGUGAAUCGGUGGGUGAUGCGGAAUGCAACGCGGAUUGAUGGAACGGACCUGGAAGAGAAUGCAUCUAACACAACCCCUGCCGGGGGAAUGAACGGGAUAGACCACGCCUGGCUCGAGAUCGACUCGCAAGCCCCCUCCGCGAUCGGGAAGCUCAAGAACGUCGAUCCCGAGCGCUACGCAGCCAUGGCCUUCACGCCCGGCCCGACCUGCGAUGAGUUCUCGGACAACAUUCCCGUCGCGGACGGGAGCGAGGAAGAACCUCUCUCCAAAGAGCAACUCUGGCAAGCCUACGACGCCUUCAAAGCGCAAUGGUGGCCCGCCACGACCCAGUCCCCGGAGAUCCUCACCGCGGCGUCGCACGCCCUCCGUGCGGGCCUGCUGGGCGGCUUGACGGCGCGGUGGGUGGUGCUCAGCGGCCUCUCGCAGACUGGUGGCCUUACUCGGCGGUUCAUCACGCACUCCGGACAUUUGAGGUUGCCGGAUGGGGAGAAGGCUCCGUUUGAUGGGUUUUUGCCGUGUCAGUCGGGCGGGACGGUGCCUUUGCCUGAUUGUGUGUCCGGGGGUAAGAUUUUUGAGUUGCUGGGGGAAUCGGAGUUCUUGUCGGUGCGGUACCCCUGUGGGGUGAGUGGGCAGAUGCAUUGGGAGAGGACGGCGCAUCGGAGGCCCCAGAGCGAGGGGUAUAGGCUGUAUGAGGUGGCGGGGAUGGGCCAUCGCGAGUCGAGGUAUUUUUCUGCGGUGGAUCGGGUGCGGUGGGGGGAGAGGCCAUCUCUCCCUGGGGUAGAGGAGUCUGGGGAAGGUGAGGGAGAGGGGGUGAGGUGGAGUACUGUCGCGAAUUCGUUCAUCUAUCAUGCUGUGUUUGAAACGAUGCGGCGGUGGAUUGUUGAGGGUGGAGACGGCGGGUUCACGCCGCCGGAUAGUGUGUGGAUUCGGACCGUUGGUGAGACAGAUGAGAUCGCGCGCGACCGCUUUGGGAAUGCAUCGGAUGGUGUUCGGACGUUGCAUACUGAGGUGCCGGUGGCGAUAAUCGUGGCGGCGACGCCUCGCGGGAGGCCGAACUGGUAUUGUGGCUCGGAAUGGCCGUUCACGGAGGAAGAAUUGCUGGCGCUGUAUGGAUCGGUGGCUGCAUAUCGCAGGCGGGCGGGGGUGGCGAUUGCCCGUCAGAUGAAGUCGGGCUUCCUUUUGCCUGAAGAUGCUGAGGUUCUUCGGCGCGAGACAGUGGAACGAGUGCAUUUCUGAAGGAGCGGAACGCAUGAAUGGGCUCAGCAUACACUAAUUGCACUAGCUAUGGGGAGAUAUGUCGGAAUGUGAAUAUGAGAUAAG
Aspergillus aculeatinus CBS 121060 is the source of this 1874-nucleotide messenger RNA. RefSeq lists its product as uncharacterized. The record is from RefSeq and is a predicted model, not a curated record. The transcript has 4 exons. The coding region runs from base 255 to 1790 and encodes 511 amino acids. NCBI's taxonomy places the organism in Eukaryota, Fungi, Ascomycota, Eurotiomycetes, Eurotiales, Aspergillaceae.